GCCUUACUCUUCUCCUCUGUACUAAAGAAGGGAGGGAGAAUAGAUUUCUUAUUAAUAAACUUUUUUUCCUUCUUCACCAUUUCUGAAAGCAAUCUCCCCCUCUUUCUCAACUAAAUUUAGGGUUCCUCUUUUUGGAUUCAUUUCAAAGAUUUAGGAGAAAAAUCAAAUUAAUAUCUGCAUUCAACGGUUCAGAUUCUGUGUGGAAUCUUCUUCUUCUCGUUGUGGUUGUUGUCUAUUUAUUAUAGGCAGAAAUGUUGGGGAUUCUGGUGGUAAUCAGGUUAGGGUUUUAGAGUGAUUUUUUGAGUUUUUUUUUUGUAUAGGGAGGAGGGGGGUAUUUGGAACAUGAAUGAAAUUAGACCUGUGCAGCAGAAACAGGGGAAUAAUAGUAAUAAUCUGCGAGAGGAAUUUCAUCGUGGAUUAGAAGAGUAUAUGCGAGAGCGUUUAGAAGAUUGUAUGUCAUUGACUUCAUGUAGUUCAAGUAUAGAUCAAGUUGAUGAUGAUGAAGUAGAUCAAUUAAUGCGAAGAAGGAGACAUCGAGGUGAUACAGACGAUUUAGCUGAAUCGUCAGCUGCUCGUAGACGUCAUUCAAGGCUGUUGAGUAGGUGGGCUGCACGUCAAGCUCAAGAUAUGAUAACUACUGUCGAGAGUAGGAAUCGUGAGGCUGAACUUAUGGCAUUAGCGCGGUUGAAUACUGUAUCGACACGGGAUUCUUCUUUUUUGAGAGAAUCUCCGUCACCCCCGUCGAGUAGACCAGGUGGUGUUGAUAGGACGAGUACAACUGCGUCUUCUCUUUUGCAAAUGUGGAGGGAGUUGGAGGAUGAACAAAUUGUGAAUCGAGCCAGAGAAAGUUUAAGGAGACAAAGGGUUGACCCGAGUACCAGGGCUGGUUCAGUGGAUCCAAGUGAGAGUGAUAAUGAAUCUGGGGUAUGGUCUCAAGGUCAAAAUGAUAGACAAAAUGACCGAGGGGAUCAAGAGAGUUCUAGCCGCGAACAGUCUCCCGACCUAGGGGAAGUAGAAAGAGAAAGGGUGAGGCAAAUUGCUAGGGGUUGGAGGGAUAGCGGGGUAAGUGAUAGAACUCCCAAUGUUACCCAGAGCAACGGAGGUCCAAGGAGAGAGUUGCUAGGAGAAAAUGAGCGUGAGAGAGUGAGACUUGUAAGGGAGUGGGUUCAUAUGAGUACAGAGCCACGAGGUAGUCGUGGUGAAAGAGGGCAAGAACAAUCUUCAGAAGUUAGUGCUCAGAUCGAUCGGGUCCGGGAUGGACUGGUUGUUGAAAACAAUAAUGGCCAAAGUGGGCAUCUUCGGAGGGAUAGACCGAGAUUAAGAGGCAGACAGGCUCAUAUUGAUUUGCUUAUAAGAAUUGAGAGAGAAAGACAAAUAGAAGUGCAGGAUUUGUUGGAGCAGCGGGCUGUCUCUCGCUUUGCUCACCGCAACCGCAUUCAGGCAUUACUCAAAAGUAGAUUCUUGCGAACCGGGAGGUCUAUUGUGGAAGAGCGACCAGUUUCAACGGCAGCAAGUGAGAUAGGUUUUUUAAGACGUCGCAAUAAUGCACUGGGUUUAAGGGGAGGAUUUGGCACGAGAUUGGAGCAUACUAUUAAUGGGGAAGGAAGUAGCAAUCCUAACCAUCAGUCUGAUAGUAAUUCUAAUAAUGGUUCUAGGAACGAGCUAACUCACACAAGUGCUUCACAUGAUACGGAGAAUGUAACCGGUGAACACUUACAACCCAGGAGUACAGCAGUUGAUGUCCGUCAGUUGCCAGAGUUGACUGCUGACUCGGAAAGUAGCACAGCCAGGGAAAAUGUAAUCCAUGAACCCUCGCUAACCAGGAGUGUUGAAGGUGAUGUUGAUCAGCUCCCCCAGCUUACUGGGGACUUGGCAAACAGCACAACUAGGGAAACCGUAAACCAUGAACACAUGCAACUGCGGAGUACAGAAGGUGAUGUUCACCAGUCCUCAGAGCUGACUGGUGAGUUGGAAAACCGCUCAGAAAUUGAGCAGGUAAGCUGGCAAGUGCCUACCGAUAACGAAAGGGAUCAGGCCAAUCAAGCUAAUGAGCUUGAGAGGAGAGAGUCGCAGCAAUCUACUGAAGUUGAGAGUAAUGUUGAUUGGCAAGACAAUAACGAAGAAGAAAUGGACGGAAACUGGCUAGAGGAUGCCCGAAGGCCCAGAACAAACUGGCCGCAGGAAAUACCUGGAAAUGAGGGGGAGGAAGAAAGUCGGUUUCCAGUAGAAAAUGAGGACUGGAAUGAAGAUGAAUCCCAAGAUGCUCUAAUUCAUUGGCCUGAUAGUCCUUAUGGUGAAAGCAUUCAGCUUGCUCUGCCUAGAAGGAUGACUAGUUUUGAUGUACCUGAGGAUGAUAAUGUGUACAGUGUGGAACUCAGAGAACUGCAUAGCAGGAGAAGCGUCUCUAAUCUUCUUGACAGUGGAUUCCGUGAGAGUCUAAGCCAACUGAUACAAUCGUAUGUGGAAAGACAAGGUCGUCCUCCAGCUAACUGGGGAUUAAAUAGAGCCAUGUCCAUGCCCAUGCCUACUUCGCAAGACCAAGAUCACGAGGACUCGGCAGAUGGUCAGAAUGAGGGUCAGUUAGACACCAGACCUCCUCCUUUUUCACUGCCUUCUCCACCAGCCCCACCACCACAGCCAUUGUGGCACCAUGAACUGCAUCAUACCAAUUGGCCUCGGCAUAGCAUGCAUCGUACAGAAUAUGAAUGGGAGGUCAUUAAUGAUUUGAGAGCUGAUGUGGCUAGGCUUCAACAAGGAAUGAGCCACAUGCAGAGGAUGUUGGAGGCCUGCAUGGAUAUGCAAUUAGAGUUGCAACGGUCGGUUAGACAGGAAGUGUCUGCCGCUUUAAAUCGCUCAGUUACUGAAUCAGGGGAGGUAAAAGAUUCCGCAGAAGAGGAUUCAAACUGGGUGCAUGUUAGGAAAGGGAUUUGUUGCGUUUGUUGUGAUAGUCAUAUUGAUUCUUUACUGUACAGAUGUGGACACAUGUGUACUUGUUCCAAGUGUGCAACUGAGUUGUUCCAAGGUGAAGGAAAGUGUCCAUUGUGUCGUGCACCCAUUGUCGAGGUGAUUCGAGCUUACUCCAUACUGUAAAAUAAAAAAUAUAAAUAAAACCAAAGAAGAGAAAAUUUAGAUUUUGAUAUCGAGAGAGAAAGGUUGAUCGAGUCAUUUGCAUCUCUCGACCUUUUCUCUCCUCCAGUUUCUGAACUAUAUGUCAGCUUUUCUUCCUUUUUGAUCUAUAUGUUGUUGUCAUUUUUGUUCUUUAAUUUAUUUUUUACAAUUACAAGAAAAAGAAAUGUAUAACAUGAUCUGAUCACACAAAUGACACUCAAUUAACAUUCAUAUGUUCAUUCUUC
Papaver somniferum (opium poppy) is the source of this 3353-nucleotide messenger RNA. RefSeq lists its product as uncharacterized. The record is from RefSeq and is a predicted model, not a curated record. Lineage: Eukaryota; Viridiplantae; Streptophyta; Magnoliopsida; Ranunculales; Papaveraceae. Bases 343 to 3090 code for a protein of 915 amino acids. The transcript is spliced from 8 exons.